AUGUCGUCGUCGCCGCCGCCGGAAUCAGGGCUCGAGGAGGAGGCGGGGGCCUCGCCGGGAUCUGGACACGGGAAUGCGGCGGAGGAGGCCAUCCUUAAGCCGGUGAAGCCCGAGGCGGGGGCAGAGGACGGCGUGCACAUCCACAUCAAGGUCACGAGCCAGACCGCCCCAGAAGUCUUCUUCCGCGCCAAGCGCGACAUGAAGAUGCAGCGCAUCAUCGACAUGUACUGCGGCAAGUACUCACUCAACCCGAAAGCCGUCGUGUUCAUGAACGAGGAAAGAUUCAUCAGGGGCGCUCAGACGGUGGAGGAGGCCGGGCUGGAGGAUGGCUCCACGAUCGACGUCAACAUGGCACAGCUGGGCGGCUCCGGCCGUGCUUCGGUUUAG
This is a messenger RNA of Lolium perenne, 387 nucleotides long. RefSeq names its product small ubiquitin-related modifier 1-like. The record is from RefSeq and is a predicted model, not a curated record. Gene Ontology annotation, molecular function: protein binding. Lineage: Eukaryota; Viridiplantae; Streptophyta; Magnoliopsida; Poales; Poaceae.